Hypoxylon fragiforme is the source of this 1257-nucleotide messenger RNA. Its product is annotated as Oxysterol-binding protein. Gene Ontology annotation, biological process: endocytosis; exocytosis; maintenance of cell polarity. Gene Ontology annotation, molecular function: oxysterol binding. The record is from RefSeq and is a predicted model, not a curated record. NCBI's taxonomy places the organism in Eukaryota, Fungi, Ascomycota, Sordariomycetes, Xylariales, Hypoxylaceae. The transcript is spliced from 3 exons. Gene Ontology annotation, cellular component: membrane; cytosol; intracellular membrane-bounded organelle. The coding region runs from base 1 to 1257 and encodes 418 amino acids.
AUGUCCUUACAUCUCGCUCCUACCCAAUGCGAUGAUAAGAAAGAAGACCAACAGCAUAAGUCAGCAUGGUUUCAAUUUAUCAAGUCUGUCGCAACCUUCAAAGGAGACCUUGCUUCGUUGACAGCUCCCCCCUUCUUACUUGCGCCACAAUCUAUUGUUGAAUACAGCACAUACUGGGCUGAGCAUCCGAGUCUUUUUGUGUCGCCUGCGAAUGAGGAGUGUGCCAAGAAGAGAGCUCUGAGAGUCCUCCAAUGGUUUCUGAGCACCCUGAAGCAUCAACAUGCCGGCAAAGACGAAAACGGAAAGAGAAAGAAGAUGAAGCCCCUAAACCCAUUUUUAGGCGAAAUCUUCUUGGGGCAAUGGCAAGAUGACGUUGGUACCACCCAAUUAAUUAGCGAGCAAGUCAGCCAUCACCCACCAGCCACGGCAUUUUGUAUUAGGAACGAAUCGCAUGGUGUGAGACUCGAGGGCCACGUCGCUCCAAAGGCCUAUUUUUCGUCGACAAUAAACAUAGAACGGAAAGGGUACAGCAUUUUACACAUAGACAAGUAUGAUGAAGAUCACUGGAUUACGAUGCCAAAAGCCCAUCUCGAAGGUAUUGUGACUCUACAAAUUGCUCCCGAGCUUAGUGGUGUCUCAUACAUCCGUAGCUCGUCAGGCUACACGUCGCGUAUCAAUUACUCAAGUAAGGGGUGGUUAAAAGGCAAAAGCAACACCUUCACCGCCAGUGUGUAUCCGGAUCACGACGAGAAGAAGCCUCUGUAUGUCCUAGAAGGUCGAUGGAGCGAUAAGUACGCUGUCAAGGAUGGCAACGGAAAGCUGCUCGAUACAGUAGAUCUGUCUACUUUGAAAAGAACACCUCUUCAAGUAGCACCAGUCGAUUCGCAGCACCCCCUAGAGUCUAGACGGGCCUGGAAACACGUUGUGGAUGCUAUAAAUAAAAAUGAUAUCUUCGCCGUGGGUCACGAGAAAGGCAAGAUCGAGAACGCGCAACGCGUCUUGAGGAGAAAAGAAAGUGAAGCAGGUGAAAUAUGGAAAAGAAGAUACUUCACACAUCCCCAAGAGGACCCGGUAGCAGAGAAGCUCUCAAUCAAGGGCAAGGGCAAGUCCGAUGUCACAGACUCUCAGGACAAGAUGAUGUGGAAGUUUGACCAUGAGAAAUACAGAAUCAUCAUAGAGAACCAGCAGAAUGGCGUUAAGAGCCCAACCCACUUCCGUUUCGACUCAGGGGUCGGGUUCUUAGAAACGGAUAUAUAA